Messenger RNA from Micropterus salmoides (largemouth bass), 2480 nucleotides. Its product is annotated as nucleoporin NUP188-like. Gene Ontology annotation, molecular function: structural constituent of nuclear pore. Lineage: Eukaryota; Metazoa; Chordata; Actinopteri; Centrarchiformes; Centrarchidae. Gene Ontology annotation, cellular component: nuclear pore inner ring. Gene Ontology annotation, biological process: protein import into nucleus; RNA export from nucleus. The record is from RefSeq and is a predicted model, not a curated record.
GAAGAAAGUGCCUGUGACGCUUAUGACGACGCAACACAACAACCAAUCACAUGGCAGGAACGAAGAUGGCGGAAUCGGGGAUCAGCGUCAGGAGCUGUCGAGAAUUAUGGACCAUACUGCUGGGAAGAUCUGCAUUGCGAGAGCCGGCUCAGAUAGAGGCAGAGCUGGACAGACACUGGGACAGACUGCAUCAAGGACUCACCUACUACAAGCCACCCAGCCCAUCCUCUGCUGGGAAAGUGAAGGAGAACAAAGAUGUUGCACAACCAUUGAAGGAUUUUGGCCUGAGGAUCAGUAAACUAUUGGGUCUUGAUGAGCAGCAGAGUGUGCAGCUUUUACAGUGCUACCUACAGGAGGACUACAGAGGAACCCGUGACUCGUUAAAGGUUGUUCUCAAGGAUGAGCGACAAAGCCAGGCACUGCUGCUAAAGAUGGCUGACUAUUACUACGAGGAGCGCACAUGUCUGCUCAGAUGUGUCUUGCUGUUGCUGACAUACUUUCAGGACGAGCGACAUCCCUACAGGGCUGAGUACAGUAACUGUGUCAGUAAGCUGGAGAAGGACCUAGUGAGCAACUACCAGUCGCAGUUUGAGAAGCUCUUCAAAGCAGAAGCACCAACAUGGGAAACUCAUGGAAACCUCAUGACUGAGAGGCAGGUGUCACUAUGGUUCCUGCAGUGUCUGAGAGAACAGUCUCUGCUGCUGGAGAUCAUCUUUCUGUAUUACGCUUACUUUGAGAUGAGCCCGUCUGACCUGCUGAACUUUACCAAAAUGUUCAAAGAAGAGGGCUUCGGUUUGCGGCAGACCAACAGACACCUAGUAGACAAAAGCAUGGACGCGCUGGUUGAUCGCAUUGGCUAUUUGAGCUCUCUCAUCCUGGUCGAGGGAAUGGACAUAGACUUCCUACACAAGUGUGCCCUAGAAGAUUGUACAGAUCAGCAUCAGUUCUCCAGUGCUCCUGACGUCAUCAAGGAGAUGGAUCAGCUGCUGCUGACAUUUGGUGACAUCCCUCAUCACGGGCCAGUGCUGCUAGCCUGGGUCCUGUUGAGACACACACUGCGACCAGACGAGUCCAGCCCCGUGAUCAGGAGGAUCGGCAACACCGCCCUGCAGCUGGAGGUGUUCAAGUACAUUUCAACCAUGCUGAAAGGCCUUGGAGUCACAGGGAAUAAUUGCACAGCAAGCACAGCAAAGAUGUGUAUCUACGGUCUCCUCUCAUUUGUGAUCACUUCUUUUGAAGAGGAAAGCCUACAGACUGGUGGUGUGGUGACACAGUGCUCCCACCUGAUCGAUGCUGCCUGUGAUGUCCUCUCUGCUCCCAGUCUGGCUGAAGUCUUUUGGGAAAUGAAGCCGAACAUGGGAUUGGGAAUGAUCCUGGACAGCGCAGUCGGGAUGUUCCCUCAUAAGAUCGGACCACUGUUGCAGCUUCUCACUGCACUUCUGUCAAACAAGUCGACUGUUAAAAAGGUGUACAACUUUUUGGACAAGAUGUCCUUUUACACACAAGUUUACAAACAUAAACCCAAUGAUGUCAUCUCCAAGGACGAUGAGACUCUGUGGAGGAGACAAACACCCAAACUCCUCUACCCUCUCGGCACAGGGCAGACUAAUCUUUGGAUGCCGCAGGGAGUGCUGGGCCAGGUGAUGAUUGGAGGCGAGCAGGGCUACGUGGUUCGCUGGGACUACUCCUACAGCUCCUGGACUCUCUUCACCUGUGAGGUGGAGAUGCUGCUCCAUGUUGUUUCCACUGCAGAUGUUUUAGCUCACUGUGCACGUGUGAAACCCAUCCUGGAUCUGGUCCAUAAGAUCAUAAGCACAGACUGGACCGUGUCAGAUUGUUUGUUGCCUCUCACGUCACGCAUCUACAUGUUGCUGCAGAGGUUAACAUCAGUCAUCAACCCACCAGUGGAUGUGAUUGCCUCCUGUGUGAACUGCCUCUCUGUACUGGCUGCAAGGAUGCCUGGGAAGGUGUGGUCCAGUCUGCACCACACAGGUUUUCUCCCCUUUGCCUCCAACCCUUUGACCAGCGGCUCAGUGUGUAAGGUAAACGCUGAAGGGAUGAAGGCAGGUAACUAUGGCAACCUGCUGGUCCAGAUCGAGCAGCCAAGGGGGGAGUAUGCUGUGACCAUCGCCUUCCUUCGUCUCAUUACAACCCUGGUCAAGGGUCAGCUUGGCAGCACUCAGAACAAAGGCCUGAUCCCCUGUGUGCUGCUGGUGUUAAAGGAGAUGUUGCCCACGUACCAUAAGUGGCGUUACAACACCUAUGGAGUCAGGGAGAGGAUAGGCUGUCUUAUUUUGGAGCUGAUCCAUGCCAUUCUCAAUCUCAGCCCAGAGGGAGAAGAUCAGGGCAGCACUCCCACUCUGCAGUCUCUGUGUAUCUACAGCCUGGCAAACACUGAGGCUGGACAGGCAGUUGUCAAUAUCAUGGGAGUUGGAGUGGAUACCAUAGAUGUUGUCCUGGCUGCACAGCCCAGCAGGUAA